AUGGAACCAAUUCCUUCACAACCAGAUGUUGUUUCAAAAAGGACUAAAUUAGCUUAUAGUGUUGGACAUGUACUUAAUGAUCUAAGUGCAUCGAUGUGGUUUUCUUACCUACUUGUUUUCUAUCAUCGUAUUGUGAUGUUUUCUAAUGCAUUUGCUGGUUAUUUACUUUUAAUUGGACAAGUAGCUGAUGCUAUAGCAACAACAUUUGUCGGUUUUGAAUCUGAUCGAACACGUACCGGUUUAUUUAAAUAUGGUAGAAGAAAAACUUGGCAUCUUAUGGGUGUUAUUUGUGUACUUUUAUCAUUUCCAUUUUGUUUUAAUUUAUGUGUUGGAUGUCGAUAUAGUGAUUUAUGGGCACAAUUUAUUUAUUAUGCAAUGUUUAUUAUUAUUUUUCAAUUUGGUUGGUCAUGUUCACAAAUAACACAUUUAGCAAUGAUUAAUGAAUUAACACAUAAAGAAGGUGAACGUGUUGCACUUAAUUCAUAUCGUUAUGCUUGUACAGUGUCAGCAAAUAUAUUUAUUUAUGCUAUGGCUAGUGUUUUAUUGGGUGUUCAUUCAAGUGAUGAUAAAACAGAUAUAACACCAGGUGAUGCACAUAUAUUUCAAACAUUAACAUUUAUUGUUGUUGGUAUUGGUCUUAUUUGUAUGAUUAUAUUUCAUCUUGGUAUAAAAGAAUCAAUAUUACCAGCAGAAGAAACAGAAUAUCGUUUACAAUUAUCAUUAACUUCAAGUGGAAAAUUAAAACGAAUGACAUGGAAAAGUUUUUUACGUGAAAAAGAAUUUUAUCAAUGUGCACUUAUUUGGAUGUUUACACGUGUUAUUCUUAAUGUUACACAGGUAUUUUUACCAUUGUAUAUAAUAGAUACAAUUUCAAAACUUAAUCGAAUUUAUGUUGCUAUUGCACCAUUAUGUUCUUAUAUAAGUGGUUUACUUGCAUCUUUUCCUAUGCGUGCAAUAAAUAAACAUUUAGGUCGAAAAGUAACAAUGAUACUUGGUUUGAUAUUUACUCUUGCUAGUACAUUCUUAUUUUGGUUUAUUUUUGAAUUAAAACCUAUUAUGAGAGUUGAAAUAACAUUAAUAAUUGCUUGUGUUUUACUUGGUAUUGGUACAUCAACAACAAAUAUAUGUUCAUUUUCGCUUACAUCAGAUUUAAUUGGUUUAAAUACUGAAUGUGGAGCAUUUGUUUAUGGAAUAAUGUCUUUUGCAGAUAAACUUGCAAAUGGUAUAGCUAUUGCUACAAUUCAACAAAUGAAUCCAUGUACAGCUGAUGCAACAACACAAUGUGAAUUAUAUUAUAGACAAAUAUUAUCAUUUAUACCAGGUGGAGUUGCUAUUAUUACUAUUCUAAUGGUAAUAAGUCUAUGGAAAACGAAUAUUGGUGGAAAUCGUCAUGAAAUAAUAACACCAGAACGAACUCGUUUAGUACCAAUAGAGAAUCAUGUUAAUGAUAGUGAAUGUGAUGAACAAGCACCAAUGAUAGCUUAA
Messenger RNA from Adineta steineri, 1485 nucleotides. The record is from the annotation of a GenBank genome assembly. NCBI's taxonomy places the organism in Eukaryota, Metazoa, Rotifera, Eurotatoria, Adinetida, Adinetidae.